AUGCCAUCCUCAGCGCAAGCACACGAAUUCCUCUCCACGAAGCCAGAGUUCUCGGGGCAACCAUCCCUAAACAGCCAUGUGACCCAACAAGAACCGCACCGGCACCAUGCUGUGGACGUCGAAUGUCGGAAGUCGGCGUGGGUCUGUGUGCUCGGGUCAUUCCUAUUUCUGAUGCCUUCUUUCGGGUUCAUGCAAUCUUCCGGAGCAGUCCAGUCAUUUCUCUUAGAGAACCAACUGAUAGAUUAUUCUGCCCGUGAUGUUGGCUGGAUUACAGGAGUCUACAGCUUUCUCACGAUGCUUCUCGGUAUCCAGGCAGGACCGCUGAUCGACGUUUACGGCCCAAAAUUUCUUGGACCACUCGCGACAGGACUACUCGUUCUGAUGUUCUUUGUCCUCGCCGAAUGCGCAAAGAUUUGGCAGUUCAUCCUCUGCCUAGGUGUUCUGGGAGGCAUUGGUAAUGCUAUUGCUACAACUGUAGGCAUUGCUGUAAUUGGGAAACUCUUCAAUCGUCGUAAGGGGCUAGCACUCGGUAUCGCUCUGUCUGGCUCUUCUACCGGUGGGAUGAUUUUCCCAUUGGUUCUAAGGCAGAUAUUCCCUCUAUGGGGGUGGGCAUGGUCUAUGAGAGCAGUGGGAUUCCUGACUGUCCUUAUACUGAGCUCAGGCAUUGCCUGCCUCCUUCCUUUCGAGAGGUUGCAUGCUAUGAUAGCUUCCGAUAGAGUGUCUACCCAAAGGAGUAGGAAAAGGGCUGUUAUGGGCUUUUCUGCCUUCCAUUCAUUACCUUUCUCGCUCAUCUGCGGCGCCAUAGCGCUUCUCGAGUUCGUCAUCUUUGGUGCAACUGCAAUUCUUCCAACCUUGGUGGCUUUAUCGGGACUUCCUAUAGAGCAUGGAUUCAACAUGCUAGCUAUCCUGAACGGCGUUUCGUCUCUUGGGCGUAUUCUUCCUGGCUUGGUAGGUGAUCGCCUGGGACAUUACAACAUCCUCCUGGUCAUGAUUGUUUUCACGAUCAUCUGCACCGCUGCAACGCUUACUGCGUUUGGGUCGACUCGAAUCGAAGCCUUGUAUGCUUUCUCGGCUUUAUGGGGGUUUGGCACCGGAUCAUUCUUGUCACUUGCGCCUGCCUGUGUGGCGAAGACUUGUGAGCUGAAAGACUAUGGAAGAUACUAUGGGACAAUGAACUUUGUCAUAAGCUUCUCGCUUCUCUUAACAGUGCCAAUCGGCGGUCAAAUGCUGCAGUCUCUUGGGCCGACUGCCUUAUCGGGACUUUAUCUUGCUGUCGUAUUUGCCGGAGGCUUAUUAGUCUAUGCAGGCCGGUCCGUGGUAGUAGGUUCUUGGACUAACUUCAGAGAAAGGAUGUAG
Molecule: messenger RNA, 1356 nt
Organism: Colletotrichum abscissum
Lineage: Eukaryota; Fungi; Ascomycota; Sordariomycetes; Glomerellales; Glomerellaceae
Product: riboflavin transporter MCH5
Exons: 4
Coding region: 1-1356 (451 amino acids)
Biological process (GO): transmembrane transport
Cellular component (GO): membrane
Molecular function (GO): transmembrane transporter activity
Source: RefSeq, a predicted model, not a curated record